Molecule: messenger RNA, 576 nt
Organism: Plectropomus leopardus (leopard coralgrouper)
Lineage: Eukaryota; Metazoa; Chordata; Actinopteri; Perciformes; Serranidae
Gene: fgf9
Product: fibroblast growth factor 9
Molecular function (GO): growth factor activity
Source: RefSeq, a predicted model, not a curated record
AUGUGUCUCACUAUGAGUGCAUCCUUGUUGCUGCUGCUGCUCCUGAUGGCCAGUGUGAGAGCAAAGAAACAAGACACAGUGGUUCCACUGGAGGACCCCGGCUCUCGCCUGCGAGGCCUCUGGAAGCUGCACAUGAGGGACGCCCUGCUGAAAGGAAAAGGUUCUGGUCCUCAUCCAAAUAGAGAAGGGGUCAAACAGCAACUGCUGUACUGCCGUGUUGGGAUUGGCUACCAUCUGCAGAUCCUGCCCAGCGGCUCUGUUGGAGGCAUCCACAAACCCACCGAGUACUGUUGGCUGAAGGUGUUUGCGAUGAAACAUGGAGUGGUGGGGAUCAGAGGGGUCAACAGUGGCUUGUACCUGUGCAUGAGUGGACAAGGACAGGCAUAUGGAGCAGAGCAGUUUUCUGAUGACUGCCUGCUGAAGGAGAACCUGGAGGAGAAUCACUACACCACCUACUCCUCCCUGUCUCACCCGGGUAUCUAUCUGGCUCUGUCCCACAAAGGAGAGCUCAGGAGGGGAAACAGCGUGGGCCGCCACCAGGCCUGCACCCACUUUCUACCUCGGAGGACAGCAUGA